AUGGGAGAAGAAGAUGAGGCACAUUUGUUUGUUCUCGUUCACGGCCUUUGGGGCAGCCCUACCCAUAUGCUGACUGUGGAACAGGCGCUCAAGCACUCCCUUGCAGGCGUGUGUCAUGAACGGAUAGUUACGAUGAAACCGCUGUCGUUUCGGUUUUGGAAAACAUACGAUGGCAUCAACCGUUGUGCUGAGAAAGUGAUUGCCGAGAUUCUUUACGAGAUCGAAACGUUAAAGCAAAAGGACAGCUGUAAAGUCACCAAGAUUAGCAUCAUUGGAUAUUCCUUGGGCGGCCUAAUAUCGAGAUACGUUGUUGGGAGCUUGUAUGAAAUGGAAUUUUUCCAAGAAGUGGCACCUAUGUUCUUUUGCACUUUUGCCACUCCUCAUGUGGGUGUCCACUUCUUCAGGAACAACUUGUUCGACAAAACAGCUAACGUUGUUGGAAAAUACAUUUUAGGAGUCACUGGCUUCCAAUUAUUUGUGGCAGACAAAGGUCGUUUGUUGGUACAAAUGAGCGAUCCUGAAUCGAUAUUUUACAAAGGUUUACAAUGCUUCGAGAAGAGGCUCUUGUUGGCAAACAUCAAGAAUGAUAGAAGUGUAGCAUUUUACACGAGUUUCAUUACGCCCCAUUCGCCGUUUGAUCGUUGGAAUACGCUUAAAGUAAAAUAUUUUAAGGAUCUUCCCUCCUCAAGAAUUGCAGGAAUCACGGUAAGGCCCAAAUUCGUUGACCUACAGAGAUCUCGUAGAGUCGAACCCGCAGAGGGACAACCAAUCAACAGCCAAGAGGCAACGUCUAUAUUCCGCCGUAAUAGGAUAUUACGGUAUACUGUGAUUCUUGUUGCAGCUUCAAUUCUUGUACCAUUUUAUAUCCCGAUGAUCCUUUGCAUUUCUCUGUACGUUUCUUGGUACAGUAUUGUCAAAGUUAAGUUGCUGAGCGAUCCAAAGAACAAAAACCAUUGGAAGGAAGUCCGCAGCGCUGUAUACUUAGGGGGUGAGGUGAACAAAGAGCACGCCCAGCGAGGCGAGGAACGAAGAAAAGAGCGUAUUAAUUUGGCCCACAAGGAUUCUUUUAAAGGGGAAACCUCAUUCUUCACUGAGCAUGGCAUGGAAAAUGUCUUAUACGCGGAGAGCCGUCUUCAUGAUAAGCAACCAGAGUUUGUGAGUGAUAGCCCAGACUGUAAUAGCGAUCGAGAGACAAAGACUGAUGAAUCACUCGAGAUCCAACAGUUAUCCAGGGACAAUUGUGACCUGUCGGAUUGUGAAAAGGCAAAAGAAAAAAAGAGAUCGCUUUUGCCUUCAUUUCUCAGAAAGCAAAAGUUGAUUGACAUUGAUGCUUCGGUGAACGAUUCCAUAAUGAAGACUCAUUCGGCCAAGUUAUCAGUGAGAGAUUAUUCACAGUAUCCACUCUUUACAGAGGAUACAAAAUUAGACAUUUCAAGCGAUCAAUCUACUAUCAUUGAAAACUUGAACAAGCUUUCAUGGGAGAAAAUCGCCGUUUACCAUGACCUGUUUAAUGCACACGACGGGAUUGUUGCUAGACGAGGCGAACGGACUAAUCCAAAAGGAACAUCCACCGUUUACCUUUGGGUCUCGAUACUUCGUAAUCAUUUUGCAAGUGCAAGUUCAUAG
Molecule: messenger RNA, 1626 nt
Organism: Candidozyma haemuli
Lineage: Eukaryota; Fungi; Ascomycota; Pichiomycetes; Serinales; Metschnikowiaceae
Product: putative hydrolase
Exons: 1
Coding region: 1-1626 (541 amino acids)
Molecular function (GO): monoacylglycerol lipase activity
Source: RefSeq, a predicted model, not a curated record